Messenger RNA from Diatraea saccharalis (sugarcane borer), 2881 nucleotides. The record is from the annotation of a GenBank genome assembly. Lineage: Eukaryota; Metazoa; Arthropoda; Insecta; Lepidoptera; Crambidae.
GGAGCUCAAAAAAGUGUCUGCGCGUUUUAUGAAAAUCUUUCUCUGGUAUUUUGGGUUUAAUUAAAAAGAUGAGCAAAAUUUCCAAAAAGUUGGGCCACUUAUUUCUAUACCAAGAGUUAUUCUUCACUAUUCAACAAGUCAAAAUUAUUUUAUUUUUGUUUCCGAGAAAAAUCACGCAGAAAUCACAGUUGAGAUGUAAUAUGGGUCUUAAUGAAAUGUCAAAGUCAGCUGAUGAACUAUGAGCCCGAUUGAAGGUAUAGUGUAGCGCCGCGGAUGCAGUGUUUGAAGCCAUUGUUUAAUAUGUAUGUUGUAUACUUGUAUACCAGUAUUAUGUAGUAUCUAUGAUUUGUAUUAGUGACUUUGUUUUAUAUAAGAAUUUUAAAGUAUAUAAUAUUUACAUACUUUAAAAAGAAAUUGGCUCUUUGGAAACGGUAUGUGAUGUAAUGUUAAGUUAAAGAAUUAAAGUGAAUAACGGAACGUACACUGUCAACAAAUCGCCGCGCCGAACAAGUUCAAACAAGAUAGAAUAAUAAAAUGUAUACUACUUAGUUUUUGAUGAGCCUCACGCAAACUCACUCAAUUUUAUUUGUUUCUUAGUUUACCCAGCCUUAAAAAUGGAUACGCCGAUAUGCUUCACGCAGUUAUUCGUAGAUAAGCAAAAUGUGCGAUCUUCUGGAAAUAUUUUUAAAGUAAUUUUACUCAAAGAAGAAAAUCACAUUCAGUUUUUAGAAAAUGUUUUUGAAGAACCAGCUUUGGUGAGUCAAUUAUCUACCGACAUUGAGAAGGUUUUAUUUGUUUUAAAAACUAAUAUUAAAAAUUCGUCCAAAGAUGACUUCAGAAGUUAUUUUACUAAGCCAAAUGAUUUAAACUUGGUUUCUUUGAAUAAAUCUGAUGUUAUGAAUAAAUGUUGGACGGCUUUAAUUAGUAUUAUACCAAAAACUUUCUUUGGAGUCAAACGUAAUGAAAGUUUGUUUAAAGAAAUAAUUGAAACAGUUAUUUAUGGCAUGAAAUCGCAACAUAUUCAAUUAGGAAAAUACAUGAGAAAGUGGGACUUCUCAUUUACGCCAUGGAAGUCUUUAUCUACAUCAGAAUCGGAUAGGAUUUUAUUUAACAUAGUAUGCUGGAUUAUACGGAAUUUAUUGUCACUCAUCAUUUGCCUGAACUACCAUGUCACAACUUGUAAACUAGAUCAUGAUGAAAAUAAGUUGCAUUUCUUUUGGAAACAUCAGUGGCAAAGCUUUUUUGAUAAAUCCAUCCGUAAAAUGGUUUUAAAGGGUAUUAUAAAAAAAGUUGAACCAUAUAGUAUGGGAAGAAAACUCGUUAAAAACCAUGAUCUUGAUAUGAGAUUAAAAUUGAAAAAUAUAAAAAAAGAAACGCCAAAGCUUCAUUUGAUUUUAAAACUGAAUAAUGACUUUAGACCUAUAAUACGUUAUAAAUAUGAUGCACAGACAUCAUUAGAGAAACAAGUUAUAAAAAGAAAACUGAACUUUCUUCGAUUAUUAGCAGGUAUAUAUUACCCCAAAAUGGAAGUACUAUAUAAUUCUUUAUACUUGAAGUGGUUACAGUUGGGUAAACCAAAACUGUACUUUAUUAAAACGGAUCUUAGUAAUGCUUUUGGUUCUGUAGACAAAACUAUUCUCUUAAAAAUAAUGCAAGAAAAUUUUUUAAAAUACCAGAACAAAGAAGAAAAUUUUCAAGCCAAAGAGAAAAACAUUAGAUUAUUCAAAGAAAUAUUUAAUGAGGUAAAGAGAAAUUUUCUGAUUCGAGCCGGUUCAACUGUUUAUCUUUGGAAAAAGGGAUUAGUACAAGGUUACACAUAUUCACCGGCACUCUCUGAGAUAUACUAUCAAUAUCUGGAUGACAUAAAUUUUGCAGAUCAUAUAAACAAUGAAAAUGAUAAUGUAAUAAAACUUUUCCUAAGAGUUGUGGAUGAUUAUUUUUAUAUAACAGAUUCAUUUACUGAUGCUCUCAAUUUUUUGGAUGCCUUAAAAAAAUAUAAGAAUGUCAAUUAUGAAAAGACAGUUGUUAAUUUCCAAUAUCCUGAUAUAAAAUUCAGUGAUGAAAUAACAUUUUUGGGUUACUCCUAUAGAACUGUUGAAUUGCAAGUGAGCAGAGCUUCCAGUGUGUUUAGUGGUCAAAUGUGUUAUAAAAUAUCUUUCUUCAGUACUGUUAAUAAUUUAUAUAAAUUCUUAGAGUCAAGGAUUGGACAGUCAAGCAUGCAAAUUAAUGGACAUAUUUUUAAUUUUCUAUAUAACCAAGAAAGUCUUGUAUGGGAACAUAUUUUUACAACUUUUUGUUUGUCAGCAAAUAAAUUCUGCACUAUAUUAGCGUUGCUUUGCAGUACAGAGGACAUGGCAACAUUUUUACAACUUUAUAAAAAGAAGGUGACUGUUAAACUUGGCAACACCAUCAUAGAGACAUUAAUGAAAAAUAAGCCAAGUGAUUUUGUGUUUGUUUACUGCAUAAAUCAUUUUCGUUAUUUGUCAUUAUUAGCAUUAAGUUUGUGUGCUAAGCAAACUCCUAAAUGUGCAAUAAUAGUGCCCCUUAUAAACAAUGAACUUUCAAAGUGCAAUUGUAUAUUUGGAAAGUGGAGGGAGCAUGCUAGCAGAAUUGACGUCAAUGGUUCUAAAUUACGUAUGGCAACAAAAGACAUUUGUAGACGAUCUGAUUUGAGAGGUGUCAUGAGAAAAUUUAACUGUUUACCAGAGGGUUUUCAGUGUUUCAAUCUUAAAUUAAUUCAUAAAACAUAACAUUUUAAAAAUAAAACUGUCAAGUUCAUUUGAUUUUUAUUACCAAACAUAUCUAUACUAAUAUUAUAAAGCUGAAGAGUUUGUUUGUUUGAUUGAACGCGCUAAUCUCAAGAACUACUUGUUCGAAUUGA